Messenger RNA from Haliotis rubra (blacklip abalone), 2290 nucleotides. RefSeq lists its product as uncharacterized. The coding region runs from base 29 to 1306 and encodes 425 amino acids. The transcript is spliced from 3 exons. The record is from RefSeq and is a predicted model, not a curated record. Lineage: Eukaryota; Metazoa; Mollusca; Gastropoda; Lepetellida; Haliotidae.
GGAUCUUGCAUUCAAGGAUACCAAAUACAUGCGUGUGUGCAGCGAUCAUUUUGUUGGUGGUUCUCCUUCGGCCUUGUAUCAGGACACCCAUCCCGAUUGGAUACCAACUUUGAAACUUGGCUAUGGCAAGGCUGACAAUGACAACAAGGGUUCUCGUUUCUCCCGUCUGCAGGAGCGCAAGGAAGCAUCAAGACUCCGGAACCUGCGGUUUGAUCUUGAAGUUGAAGAGGAACUUUGUGAGGCAGAAUCAGACACUGAACCAGUAGAUCAAGAGCAUGAUAUUACACCCGAACAGGAACUUAAAAGUUGCAAAAUUGAAAUUGACAUUCUUAAGUCAGAAAAUGAAUCUUUAAAACAUGAGAAUAAUCUACUUAAGAAGAUAGUUCAUAAAAUGAAAGCAAAUAAUACUGAAGACUUUGAAGGUGAUGAUGAUAAAGUACGAUAUUAUACUGGUCUGCCUUCGUUUGUAACACUAAUUGCAUUGUUCAAUCUUGUAUCAUAUGGAAUUUGUCAGUCUUCACAUUCAUCUCUGACAAAGUUUCAAAAGUUAAUUAUCACAUUAAUGAGACUCAGACUGAAUUUACCCACUCUUGACCUAAGUUACAGGUUUGGUGUCAGCAAAGCUACAAUUUCCAGGACAUUUAAUCAGGUUAUGGAUGUCUUGUACAUCAACUUAAAACAACUUGUGUUCUGGCCAGAUAGAGAGGAUUUAUGGAAAACAAUGCCAAUGGUAUUCAGAAGGUAUUUUGGACGCAGAGUGUCUGUUAUUAUAGACUGUUUUGAGAUUGUUAUUGAUAGACCAUCCAAUUUGACAGCUAGAACCCAGACAUGGUCAACGUACAAGCAUCAUAAUACUGUAAAAUAUCUUAUUGGCAUCACUCCCCAAGGUUCUGUAAGUUACAUUUCUGAGGGAUGGGGAGGUCGUGUUAGUGAUAAGUAUUUAACAAAUAAUAGUGAUUUCACCAAUCAUCUUCUCCACGGUGAUAUAGUAUUAGCAGAUAGAGGCUUUGAUAUACAAGAAAUUAUUGGUUUUGUAGGAGCGGAGUUAAGGAUUCCAGCAUUUACACGAGGUAAACCACAGUUAAGUGGCACUGAAGUAGAGGAAACAAGAAAAAUUGCCAAUGUAAGAAUUCAUGUUGAAAGAGUUAUUGGUAGUGUCCGUCAAAAAUACAUGAUCCUCAGCAGCACUAUUCCCAUUGAUUACCUAAUGACAAAGAGUAAUGAAACUGAUCCAUUACUUGACAAGCUUGUCCAUGUUUGCUGUGCACUUACCAACAUGUGUCCAUCAGUUGUUCCAUUUGAGUGAAGGCUACUUAUAUCUUGUGAGACUUACAAAAGAUGAAAAACAUAAAUGAAAGGUCAAAUGUGUUUAAUGUUGGCAUAUUUAGCACUCGGUGAUACACCCACCUUGACAUGUUCAAUGGCGACUAGAACCACAUUGUAGUUUGCAUCUGAUAUACUAUUAUCUGAAAAUUAUGUAAUCUAUGUUUCUAACAUGACCAUGAUCAAUGUUGUUCACUCCAAGUUUUAAAAAGGUAUUAUUUGAUAACUUCAUCAUUAAUGAUCAUAGAUGUGUUCAGAUUGAAUUAAGUUUAAAAUGUCACUGGCAAGGAGGGCUAGUUAUGUAAAACUGUCGCUUGCCCAUAUCAUACUUCACAGGCCCUGCAAAAUAUCAAUAUCAGCAUGCACAUUGGUCAGGCCUGGUAUUAUGCUUGGUAAUUACAGAUGGUAGGUUAUUGUCAACCCUUUGAAACAAUACAUUUGUAUUGUAGUAAUGGUUCCUAACUUCUUUUGCGCAAUGCUGUUAACAUUUUCUAUAUAGUGAUCUUCGUGUGGCAAGAGAUAAUAUAUAUCACUAAACUUUUGAGGACAGACUUUUAACACCUUAAUCAUGUUAAUAAAUGACUUCAUCAUAUUCAUGUACAUUAAACAAAGAACAAAUUAUCUGAUAUACUGAACCAGUUGGGAUAGCUUUGCUUUAACAGUAUAUUACUGGCCCGAUUCACAAUCAGCUAGCAGGCAAGUAGCUAUUUCAAACACUGCGAUGUGUUGUCAUUAUUCAAGCAGAUCAUAUGUCACAAAAUUAUUUGUAAGUGAAGUCACAUCUUAUUCAAAUGACUUUACUGAUAUUUUGUUUCACACAAUAAUUCAGCUGCAUAAUUAUCCCAGCAACUAUUGAUGUCAUAGACCAUUUCACAAACCAAUGGAAAAUAUUUCAUACACAAGUCUAUGAGUUACUGCUCAAAUGUACAAUCUGUCAAUUAUAGUAAUAAAACUAUUCUUAAUGUGC